This is a messenger RNA of Cebus imitator (Panamanian white-faced capuchin), 2319 nucleotides long. It is a transcript of the gene ADAMDEC1, whose product is annotated as ADAM like decysin 1. Gene Ontology annotation, molecular function: metalloendopeptidase activity. Gene Ontology annotation, biological process: proteolysis. The record is from RefSeq and is a predicted model, not a curated record. NCBI's taxonomy places the organism in Eukaryota, Metazoa, Chordata, Mammalia, Primates, Cebidae. The coding region runs from base 211 to 1629 and encodes 472 amino acids. The transcript is spliced from 14 exons.
UGAGUCCUUAACAAGCUAUAACUGCAGCCACAAAUAUCUCUCAACGAGAAACAUCCUCAUGAUGUUGACACUGCAAUUUUUUGACAAUUUCCCAACACUCUUAAGAAACGUUCCCCAAUCUCACACGAAAAGUGGGGGUUUUCAUUUUCUUCUUCAACUUAUGAAGAUAAAUUGGGGAAGAUAAGACGACACUGGGGAAACCACAACUUGAUGCUGUGUGAGCUUUCUCAGCUACCUGCAGGAGCCACCAUGUCUUGGGUCCUGCUGUCUGCACUCUGGCUCAUUGUCCAAACUCAAGCAAUAGCCAUAAAGCAGACACCUGAAUUAAUUCUCCAUGAAAUAGUUUCUCCUAAGAAACUACACAUUUUACAUAAAAGAGAGAUUGAGAACAACCAUACAGAGAAGCAUGGCGAAGAGGAAAGAUAUGAUCAUGAAGUUCAAUAUCAGAUGAUCUUAAAUGGAAAAGAAGUCAUUCUCUCCCUACAAAAAACCAAGCAUCUCCUGGGGCCAGACUACACUGAAACAUUUUACUCACCCAGAGGAGAGGAAAUCACCACGAAGCCUGAGAACAUGGAACACUGUUACUAUAAAGGAAGCAUCCUAAAUGAAAAGAAUUCUGUUGCCAGCAUUAGUACCUGCAAUGGGUUGAGAGGAUACUUCACACAUCACCAUCAAACAUACCUGAUAAAACCUCUGAAAAGCACAGACGAGAAAGAACAUGCCGUCUUUACAUCUAACCAGGAAGAACGAGACCCAGCUAACCACACGUGUGCCAGUGUGAGAAGCACUGGCAGGGAACAAGGCCCAGUUCGAACGUCUAGAUCCCUUAAAAGCCCAGAGCAAGAAGACUUUCUUCGGGCACAGAAAUACAUUGAUCUGUAUUUGGUGCUGGAUAAUGCCUUUUAUAAGAGCUAUAAGGAGAAUCUAACUCUCAUAAGAAGCUUUGUGUUUGAUGUGAUGAACCUACUCAAUGUGAUUUAUAACACCAUAGAUGUUCAUGUGGCCUUGGUAGGUAUGGAAAUCUGGUCUGAUGGGGAUAAGAUAAAUGUGGUGCCUACCACAGGCACCACAUUUAACAACUUCCUGAUAUGGCACCGUUCCAACCUGGGGAAGAAGAAGAUCCACGACCAUGCUCAGCUCCUCAGUGGGAUUGGCUUCAGCAAUCAACGUGUGGGAAUGGCAGCCUCAAAUUCCCUGUGUUCCCCAUCUUCGGUUGCUGUUAUUGAGGCUAAAAGAAAGAAUAACGUGGCCCUUGUAGGAGUGAUGUCACAUGAGCUGGGCCAUGUCCUUGGUAUGCUUGAUGUUCCAUUCACCACCAAGUGUCCCUCCGGCAGUUGUGUGAUGAAUCAGUAUCUGAGUUCAAAAUUCCCAAAGGAUUUCAGUGCAUCUUGCCGCUCACGUUUUGAAAGAUACCUUUUAUCUCAGAAACCAAAGUGCCUGCUGAGAGCACCUAUUCCUACAAAUAUAAUGACAAUACCAGUGUGUGGGAACUACCUUCUGGAAGUGGGAGAAGACUGUGACUGUGGCUCCCCCAAGGAAUGCACCAAUCCCUGCUGCGAAGCCCUGACCUGUAAACUGAAGUCUGGACCUGAUUGUGAAGGAGACACUUCAAACCAUACCAUAGAGUGAAUCAAAAAGUCUACUUCACUGAGAUGCUACCUUGCCAGGAUGAGGACCAAGCUCUCUCACUGUGCAGGAAUCUUGUGAAUUUUCACCUUUGUAUUUCGACAUACUGGUCUUUCACUUGCCAUUCUACUUUCUAUAUUGUUAUCGGUUCAGGAAACAGGUAAAUAGAUGUACUUAGAGACCUUGCCUGUUUGUUUAGGCCUAAUCUUUCAUGUUUUGUUUAAAGAUCAUGAAGUUUGGACUUUGUUCUGCUCUUUGGGGAGCAAAAGAAAGUAGCCUUUGAUCUAAGCACCUUAAAACGCACUGCUGAAUUAUUCAGUUAAUCCAGAAUUUUUAAAUUACAAGUAUUGUGCUUUAACAUUUCUUUCAUUUUACUAGUAUGGCCUAUAAAAAGAAAUACCGUUUGAUGGGUGAAGGCUUUGGCAAUAGAAAGAACAGAAUUCAGGUUUUAUCUUAUUCCCCUAUGUUCACCUUGCCUUUUGCUUGAAAGUGUAGUAUAUUUCUAUGUCAUAUGAAGAAUGAUUAAAUGUAAACAUUUUUUAUUUUAUCAUGUAUAAUCUUAUAUACACUUCCUUUCACCAUCAUAUAUGAAGUUUAUUUUGAGAAGUCUACAUUUCUUACCAUUUAAUCGAGCCAGCAAAGAAGGCUUAAUGAUUUAAUGAAAUGCAAUGUCAAUAAAAGCACUUUUGAGGA